AAAUACUCAAAGUAAUAAUAAAUUUUUUCCCUCCAUAGUUACGUUCUCACGUUUAUACUUUAUUUAUAAUCCCAUAUCUAUUUAACACCAAUAAAAAUGUCUGUAUCUGCUGACGGAUUCAACGCUUCCCAAUUGUUUGAAACUUUACAAGAAGCCCUCAAGGACGACAAGCUCGCCCAAAAGGCCAUCAAGGAUGUCAAGGCUGUUCUUGUCAUCACCUUGAAGAACAAGGGCGGUAAGGAACAAUCGUGGUUGUUGGACUUCAAGAACGAUGCCUCCAUCAAGAAGGUUGACGGUGUUCCAAAGUCUGACGUUCAAUUGAUUUUGAAGGAUGCUGACUUUGUCAAGUUGGCCAACGGUAAGGCCAACGGUCAAAAGUUGUUUAUGAACGGUAAGUUGAAGGUCAAGGGUAACAUGAUGAAGGCCACCGCCAUUGAAAGUGUUUUCAAGGCUGCUGACCCAAGACCAAAGUUGUAGAUUACCAUUAGUUUAUGAAUUAAGACGAUAAGAAAUAAAAUAAAAAUUUUUAA
[Candida] anglica is the source of this 530-nucleotide messenger RNA. The record is from the annotation of a GenBank genome assembly. NCBI's taxonomy places the organism in Eukaryota, Fungi, Ascomycota, Pichiomycetes, Serinales, Debaryomycetaceae.